This is a messenger RNA of Cordyceps fumosorosea ARSEF 2679, 597 nucleotides long. Its product is annotated as Spo12. The transcript has 2 exons. The record is from RefSeq and is a predicted model, not a curated record. Lineage: Eukaryota; Fungi; Ascomycota; Sordariomycetes; Hypocreales; Cordycipitaceae. Bases 1 to 597 code for a protein of 198 amino acids.
AUGUCUUCCCACGUUCUCGGCGACAAGGACGUCAACGCCUCCAUGGAGCAGCAGCAGCAGCAGCAGCAGCAGCAGACCGCCCAGUGCAAGGAUGUCAAGAGCAUGGACUACCACCGCCAAAUCUUCCAGAGCAAAAUGGCCCAGGAACCGUACGUCGUCUCUCGCAAAGCAUCCUCUGCGUCCUUUCGCAAGGUGCCCAGCACGCCGCCCGUGACGUCUUCUCGUCCCGCGGCCGUCGCCAAAAACACUGCCAAUUCUUCAGAUGCCUCGUCUUGUUCUACUUCUUCUUCUUCUUCUUCUCCUUGCCCGUCGUUGGUUUCUGAUUCUGCUUCUUCUGCUUCUUGUUCUGCUCCCUCUCCUGCGCCGUCCAUCACCGUCCUGCCGCGAUUGCCCACUAACAAGGCCCUGAUGGUUUUUAGUACCAAGCAAUACGUCUCGCCCUCGGACAACAUCAUGAGCCCCUGCUCGGCCAAGAUCAGCGCUCUCCGGAACAAGCAAGUCAACAAAGCCAAGCCGAAGUCGCUCUUUGCCCAGGCCAGCGCUAAGAAGCUCAGCGCCGACAACCUCUUUGGCAGCAAGUCCAUCCCCAAGGAAUAA